Xyrauchen texanus (razorback sucker) is the source of this 3782-nucleotide messenger RNA. Its product is annotated as grainyhead-like protein 2 homolog. The transcript has 16 exons. The coding region runs from base 284 to 2089 and encodes 601 amino acids. The record is from RefSeq and is a predicted model, not a curated record. Gene Ontology annotation, biological process: neural tube development; brain development; regulation of transcription by RNA polymerase II. Gene Ontology annotation, molecular function: DNA-binding transcription activator activity, RNA polymerase II-specific; RNA polymerase II cis-regulatory region sequence-specific DNA binding. Gene Ontology annotation, cellular component: nucleus. NCBI's taxonomy places the organism in Eukaryota, Metazoa, Chordata, Actinopteri, Cypriniformes, Catostomidae.
UAAGAAUAUAGGACAUUUAAAUAAUAUAUAUUUAUAUAUAUUUUUUCCUCAUUUUUAAAUAUUUUUGAAACUCAAAAUUUCACGUUGAAAUCUUCGGGAAGGACGGGGACAGGACUGCUCAGGUGUGUCCUACCUGCUCCUUCAGACCUUGUGAAAUAAUCCGGGAGAGAAAAGUAGAUUUACCUGUAGCCCGGGUUCUGGCAUCUCUCUCACUCGCUCUCUGUCUUCUGUUACCUGCACCGACUUGAAAGUCCAGUUUCACAAGGAAGAACCGCGGAGAAAUAUGUCACAGGAGACAGACAGUAAGAGGCUGGUGGUAGUGGUGCCCAAUGAGCAGUCCUUCCACCCACGUCGGGCCUACACCAGCGAGGAUGAGGCCUGGCGGUCUUACCUGGAAAACCCUCUUACUGCAGCCACAAAGGCCAUGAUGAGCAUCAAUGGAGAUGAAGACAGUGCUGCCGCUUUAGGGCUCCUCUAUGAGUACUACAAGGUACCCAAAGACAAGAGAGUAUUACCCAUCAGCAAAGUUGCUGAAAUUUCAGAGGAACAGGAAAAGAGAAUCACGGUGGUGGGACACAGCAGUCAGAUUGAGCCAGAAACAUUUGAUAACCACGUGCAGGUCCUGAAAUCAGUGCCAGUUAAUCUGUCGGUCAACAAUGAUCACCAGGAAACAAAGCGGGAGCAGUACAGUGUGGGGUCAGGGGAGAGUGGGGCCGUUGCAGUGGUAAAAGCUGAGGUGUACACCCCUGUUUUCUCGGGUUCAGGGGUUCACUACAGGCCCGAGGGCGAGGAACAAACACGGGUCAUUUAUGAACAGACACACUCGUUCGAUACCCCGACAGUUUGUCAUAGUGAAUAUGGGAAAGACGACCAUUGCAGUAGUCCAGAUAGCACAUAUGAAGAAGACUGCAGUGAGAAGUACCGCUCUUCAUCUCUCAGAGCUGAUGAUUUCAAAUUUGACCAGUCAGAUAUAGACACCUUUCAGUACACACUAGAGGCCACCAGGUCUUUGCGGCAGAAGCAGGGUGAGGGGCCCAUGACCUACCUGAACAAGGGCCAGUUCUACGCCAUUACACUGAAUGAGACAAGUGCCAAUAAACGCCUCCGACAUCCCAUCAGCAAAGUGAGGAGUGUCAUCAUGGUUGUGUUCAGUGAAGAUAAGAACCGUGAUGAGCAGCUCAAGUACUGGAAGUAUUGGCACUCUCGACAGCACACGGCCAAGCAAAGGGUUCUGGACCUUGCUGACUACAAAGAGAGCUUCAACACAAUUGGGAAUAUUGAAGAAAUCGCCUACAAUGCUGUGUCCUUUACCUGGGACGUGAACGAGGAGGGCAAGAUCUUCAUCACUGUGAACUGUCUGAGCACAGAUUUCUCCUCUCAGAAGGGAGUGAAGGGUCUUCCGCUCAUGAUUCAGAUCGACACCUACAGCUACAACAAUCGCAGUAACAAACCCCUACACAGAGCCUAUUGCCAGAUCAAGGUCUUCUGCGAUAAGGGAGCGGAGAGAAAGAUCAGAGAUGAGGAGAGGAAACAAAACCGCAAAAAGACAAAAGGAAAAGAAGGAGGUGUUGGGGCAGUUACUGUCCCGAAAAAGUGUGACACCACCUUCUUUAAAAAGAUGACUGAUUUGGAUGCCCAGCCGGUUCUGUUUAUCCCUGAUGUGCACUUUGGGAACUUACAGAGGGCAGGCCAGGUAUUUGCCUUUAAUACAGAUGAAAUAGAGCGAGAGGGAGGUGUGCUGGUAAAGAGGAUGUUCCACUCAUCUGAGGAAGACUUCUGCCCACCCCCUCACAAACAGAUGAGAGAGGACACACAGAAGAAAGUUCUCCUGUAUGUGAGGAAAGAGUCAGAUGAGGUGUUUGAUGCUCUGAUGCUGCGGACACCCACUCUCAGAGGACUGAUGGAUGCAAUUUCAGAGAAAUAUGGCGUGCCCAACGACAGGAUGACCAAGAUUUACAAGAAGAGCAAAAAAGGGAUCUUGGUGAACAUGGAUGAUAAUAUCAUCGAACACUACUCUAAUGAGGACACAUUUAUCCUGAGUAUCGAGAACAAUGCAGAUGCCUACAAAAUCACAUUGACAGAAAUAUAAACAUCACUGCAUGAAUUUCUAACGUUGAGUAUGCUUAAGCUACAAGACUUGUUACUUGUACUCCAACCAUCAGUCUGGUCAUCAUUCAUCAUCGGCUGUUCACAAAUUGAAUUCAAAUGGCCAAAAGUUGGCAUACCUCAUUUUCAAAAACUUCAUGCAUGAUUUUUUUAGUGGUCAGUAAAUUUCAGUGGGUCCCAAAAGUGUCCUGUGGGUAAACGGUCCAGAAGCAUGUGGUUGUUUUUCAUUAUUCUGCUGUUGAUUAAACUAUUGCUAGUGGUAACAGAAUUUUAAUCUUAAAGGUGCUAUAUGUAAGAGUGACAACAAGUGUUUGAAAUGGGUACUGAGCCCCAGACUCAAAGCUCAUGUAGGUUGCCAGAACGUUGACAUGCAAAUUUGCCAAUUCAGCAUCCGUUUUAAAUGAUUUCUGAGCUUUAAGCUGUCUCCAUCUUACAAAGGCAUCUCCAAUAUUUAUCCUUGUUUUACUACACCUCUGGUCAUGGUGGUUUUUAGACGGAUGGCGAGGCUUUUUAUGUCGGUUGUAACUCUGAUCCAGUUCGUUUGCUGGCUUCCAUGGCUGCAGCACGCAGGGUUGUUUGUCUGCAAACUUGUUCAAAUCUGGCAACCCGCGAUGUGAAAUACUAUUGGCGAGUGGGCAGUGGGCGGGAUCACACAGUCCAAAACAUAUACAGAAAUUCCGGCCCGGAAUGGAAACUACAAAGUAGAAUAUACUGGCUGUAGCAUUGUUAUCGGAGAAGCCAGUAUUUCAACUUAGCAUGUUUCCUAAUUCUCUAAUGACAUAUUAUGGUCAUUUUUAUGAUUUAGUACACUAAAAAUAUUACAUAUAGCACCUUUAACUUUUAAGGAUAAAAGUACAUGAUAAUUCACAUUUCACUUAGUUUCUGAACUGUGCCAUCCUAAGGAUUUCACUGGAGUGGAAGAAAAGGACGUAAAAAUAUUAUUGCGAUAAUGUGUAUUAUACAUUGUUUGUAAUGUGUGUUUUCCAUUGGAAUUAUAAUGCUGGAAUACAUUUGCAUGCAGCACAAAUACAAAUCUGAGUCUUUGUUACCUGCAGAGCUAUUGAUCUGUGAAAAGUGUCCAAUACUGUAAAUAUGUUUUUUUAUUGGUUUGUUAUUAUUAUUAUCAUUCUUAUUAUUGUUAUUUUCAACUUGGUAGAUAUCAUUUUGAUGAGACUAUGUGUGCCAUUUCAAGUUUUUAUGUUCAGUAGUGCAAAGGAGGAUGUGUAUGAAUUAUGUUUAACUGUACAGUACCUCGAUAUCAGAAAAUACAUAAAAUGACACAAUCAAAAUACAGAAGGUAUAGCUCAGAUCCAUUUCAACCAUGAUUUAUGUGUUGCACUCGUAUUUUUUAUGUGAAAUAUUUUUUAAAGGUCCAUUGGUUUCAAAUGUAAAUGCAGUUUGAGAUUUCACAAAUUUGACAAGGAAUGAGUGCCUCUCACAGUUUUUGCCAUUAUUUUACUAAUAACUAUGCAAUCUUACAACCCAGUUCAUUUCUAGUUUAUAUGUACACUAUAUUUGCAUGUUAAUGUAGUCCAAAUUCAGACAAAAAUUGAACGUCUUCCAUGAGAAAUUAUGUAAAGGGCACUUUGGAAAAGAAAAUGUAAUUUAUGUGUAAAUAAAUUAGUCAUUUUUAUCAUUUAAAAGUGUACAUACAUUUGUCUUUCUUUGGUGUAGAC